Molecule: messenger RNA, 9370 nt
Organism: Oncorhynchus nerka (sockeye salmon)
Lineage: Eukaryota; Metazoa; Chordata; Actinopteri; Salmoniformes; Salmonidae
Product: zinc finger protein 335-like
Exons: 34
Coding region: 115-5139 (1674 amino acids)
Biological process (GO): positive regulation of transcription by RNA polymerase II; positive regulation of neurogenesis; brain development
Cellular component (GO): nucleus
Molecular function (GO): RNA polymerase II cis-regulatory region sequence-specific DNA binding
Source: RefSeq, a predicted model, not a curated record
GCAAGGAGAUACUGAUGGCGCCCGACUAGAAUGGAGUAGCAAUUAUCGCGUACAACUUCUUAUACUGUUUGUCGUGUCUACUAAGUCAUAAACGAAUUCAACUCGCAAUACACGAUGGAAGGGGAGAUAGAGGUGGAGAGCAGCAGUGAUGUGGGUCCGUCGGGGUCCGGAAUGGAGGAGCCGUCGGAGAGCGGUAUGGCCAUGGAGUCCUCAGAGGCCAUGUCGGCAGACAGCAGUGAUGCAGCAUCCCACCAUCACAGCCAGCACCACCACGGCAUUGCCCCAGAGUCAGACUGCCACGUGGGACAGAGCUCAGAGGGGGUCCCGGUGUUCCUACCAGAGACUAGUUCCAGUACGGAUGUCACCCACCACAGGGCCACCGUCCACCUCCCAGACUCCUCCUCUGUGGCCCAGUCCACCAGCGUCUCCACUGUAACACAGUCCAUCCUGGUGUCUGGGUCAGCCCAGGUGAUGGUUCAUUCCAGCGCGGCGGUGUCUGACUCGACAGCCUCCACCUCCUCAGAUCUGGGAUCAGCCAUAGACAAGAUCAUAGAGUCUACCAUCGGACCCGACAUCAUGAAUGGUUGUAUAGCAGUGACCAGUGCAGAGGACGGAGCUGCAGAGACCAGUGAGGGUCAGUAUUUGAUACUACAAGGAUCAGAUGAUGCCCACACGUCAUCCUCGGCCCUGUCCAGCCAUCACCGCAUCACCAUCGAGGCUCUGGGAGAGGGUCCUACCUCCACCUGCCACGACCAGGGAGACAUGCAGGAUAACCCUGACCAGCCAGACCAGCCCUCUGGCAGCCAUUACCCAGACCAGGAGAACCAGCCCCAGCACUCCCACGCAUCUCAGUACAUGGACUGUAGCAGUGGAGAUGCAGACGGACCUGACCAGACUGGAGAGUCGUCCUCCUCGUAUGUAGACGACGAGGAAUCUGACCAGACUAGGAUCUCGUCCCGGUCUCUGUCCCGCUUCCCGGAGUACGGUGUAGUCGACAACUCUGACCAGGACCUGCGGGGGUACGUGGAGGGUAGCGGAGCUGCCGACUCCAACCCCUCGUCCCCCGGCAUUCGACGAAGCCAUACUCACUAUGUUGUGGACUGCAGUGCGGGGACGGAGGUGUACCUGGAGUGUGAAGAGGAUUUGAGGCCGCAGCACUCUCAGAGCUACAUCAACAGCAGCAGCAGAGCUAACCACUCCCAGGGUCACUUAAUCCUGCCUAACCACUCCCAGGGUCACCGAACCCUGUCUAACCACUCCCAGGGUCACCGAACCCUACAGCAGUAUGUGGAGUUUGUUGCUGCAGAUUCAGAGCAGCCCGGUUGUUCCAACUACCAGGAUCGGGAAGGGCAAAGGGAGGACCCAAACAAGAGCCCAGACCAGAACCAGGACCCAGACCAGCCACAGCACUCUGACCAGCAGCAGCCCCAGCACUCCCACUACAUGGAGACCACCAGCAGCAGCACUGGCCCAGAGGCCUCCCCGGGGUGGUACACUGGGAUAGGGGAGGGAGGCGAGGGCUCCUCCACAGACCACCACCACCCCCAGGCAGACACUGUGGGAUCAGUCCACCACCACCCCCAGGCAGACACUGUGGGAUCAGUCCACCACCACCCCCAGGCAGACACUGUGGGAUCAGUCCACCACCACCCCCAGGCAGACACAGCGGGCUCAGCAGAGGCUAUGGAGUGCACAGAGAGCCAGCCUGGCCCUUACAUCAGCAGCAGUGGGACCUACUCCUCCCGCCUGGAGCCUGAGGUUGAGGGGGCCCCUGAGCCUCAGUGGUCCCCCAGUCUGGGGAGGCCUUUCAGGGGAGAGGAGGGUGGCGUGGUGGGGGGGUCUGGAACUUUAGCCGUGGAGGGGGGGGCCGGGGCUGGAAGAGGACCAGGGGUCACCGUCCCCCACACCAUGGCUGAACUGGAGGAGAUGAUGGAGGUGGUGAUCGUUCAGCAGUUCAAAUGCAAGAUGUGUCCCUACAAAAGCGUCUCCAAAGACACCCUCAUCAACCACAUGAGAGACAGGCACUUCAAACCCACAGGUGGCCCCCCUCCUAAGAAGCGUGGUCGGCCCAGGCGUAGUGAUACGUUGGCCCGUCAGCAGGCUGAGGUGAAACCAGAGCCACAGCCUGAGGAGCCAGAGGACGAAGACAUCGUAGACGCUGGGGCCCUCCAUGACUCUGAAGAGGACAGUGACUAUAACCCAGCAGAUGAGGAUUGUAGGGGCAGACAGCCUGCCCUGCUGAGACAACCUGCCCCUCCUCCCUGCUCCUCCACAGACCGUCCCCGACGCAGGGUGGGACGCCCCAGGAAGUUCACCUACACAGAGGGCAGUUACAACAGCAAGGAAGCUGAGGGUGCAUUCAAGCAGCGUAUCGGGAGUGUGGACCCUCAAGGCUCCGAGGAAGCCAGUUCCUCAGACCUGGGAAACGGACCAGAUUCCUUGGCCAAUGGAAAAGCAGUGGAAGCCGGCAUCAGCCAGUCAGACUCUGAGAACAAAGACCCGUCACCCAAUGGGAGGCCGGAGGAGGCAGAGUUUUUCCCCAGGAAACGAGGUCGACCCUCCAAGAGGUUUCUCCGCAAGAAAUGCAAGAAGUACAUGAAAUAUUACACGUCUCUGAAGCCCCUCCUGAGGCCUCACAACUGUUGGAUUUGUGGCUCUCGCUUCCUGUCCCAGGAUGACUUGAGGUUCCAUGUAGACUCUCACCAAGGAAACGACCCAGAGUGCUUCAAGUGCCUGCAGUGUAACUACCGUUGCAAACGCUGGUCCUCGCUCAAGGAACACAUGUUUAACCACCAGGGGAACAAGCCCUUUAAGUGUGAGGAGUGUGACUACAGCAGUGUGUAUAAGAAGGACGUCAUUAGACACUCUGCAAUACACAACAAGGACAAGAAAACAAAGUCUGAGUCUUGUGGUCUGUCUGACUCUCAGCAGGUAUCUAAGGUGUUGUCGUUCCCGUGUCCAGUGUGCCAUAGAGUCUACCCCAUGCAGAAGAGACUCACUCAGCACAUGAAGACACACAGUGCUGAGAAACCACACAUGUGUGACAAGUGUGGGAAGUCCUUCAAGAAGAGAUAUACGUUCAAGAUGCAUCUCCUCACACACAUCCAGAGUGUUGACAACAGCAGGUUCAAGUGUGAGUUCUGUGACUAUGACUGUGACAACAAGAAGCUCCUGCUCAACCACCAGCUGUCCCACGCCAACGACCGGCCCUUUAAGUGUGACUACUGUAAAUACUCAACCUCUAAAGAGGACUUCCUGGUCUCUCACCUGGCCAUCAAACACACAGGAGAAAAGCCGUUCUCCUGUGAGAUGUGCCACUUCAUGACGAAGCACCGUAAGAACCUGGGUCUGCACGUCCAGUGUCGCCACCCGGAGGCGUUUGAGGAGUGGAGCGCUACGCACCCUGAGGAGCCCGUCAGGCGGAGGAGGAGACCCUUCUUCACCCAGAAACAGAUAGAGGAACUCAAACAGCAACACGACGACACAGCGGGCCUACAGAACACUAUAGUAGCAGUGGAUUCUGACACACUACAAGCCAUGCAGACAAUGCAGAACGCCUCAGUCUCCCAAGAUGCAAUGGGAAACACCACCAUCACUUACGAACAGGCCGGGAAUUCGGACCUGUCAGCCCAGAAUGCUCUGGAUCUGCUGUUGAAUAUGAGCAACGCCAGACAGUUGGUGGAAAACGCACUACAGGUACAGAUGUUGAAAUCAUCGGACUCCGAGGUUCUAAAAGCGGGCUCCUGGACAGCGGUUACCUCGGCGACCGGGGGAGCCCAAAAGGUUGUGACGUUCCACAUGUCUGAGAAUGGGGAGACCCUGGUGCAAGAGGUCCAGGAGGUCUAUGAGGCUGGGACCAAUGAGAAUGGAGAGAUUACCCAGAUAGCCAUCCAGGCCUAUGAGGGGGCAGAGGGCUUCAGUGUGGUGGAACAGAUGGAACAAAGCACUGGACCUGGAUACAGUAGUGACGUGGGCAGUCCCCAGCCCAUGGAGGAAGAGCAGGAGGGAACAAGAACACUCAAAGAGAACAGAGACACCCAGUACUACCUGACCUCUGGUGUGGAGGAUGGAGUUCUACAGCAGGUAGAGCUAAGCAGUGAGGUCCCCGGUUCCCCCUCCAUGAUGGCAUCCCCCCUGGACCAGAACCAGCUCAACCCAAAGAGGUUCUCCUGUCGUAUCUGCUCAGAGUCGUUCCAAGGCCGCAGUGACAUGGAGAACCACAAGAGGGCCCAUAUUGACCCCUCCACCUUCAAGUGUCCUGACUGUGACUUCACUGCCUCCUCCUGGCCAGACGUCAAGACCCACAUGGGCAUGCAUACCUACCUGCGGCCUCACAAGUGCCCCAGCUGCAGCUUUGCCUCCAAAAACAGGAAGGACCUGAGGAGACACAUGAUGACUCAUACCAACGAGAAGCCCUUCACCUGCAAGAUCUGUGGACAGAGGUUUAAUCGUAACGGCCACCUCAAGUUCCAUUUGGAGCGACUCCACAGCCAGGACCCUCCGACAAAGAAGACCCAUUCUGGAGGAGGCUCCCAGCAGCAGGCCUUUAUAGUCGGCAAUGACGAGGAGGCUCUCUCCAUGCUACAGUCCCUGCAGGCAGGACAGACCAUCAGUCCGGAGCAGCUACAGAAGGCCCUGGGUCAGGACCACAUUAUAGUGUCCCAGGAACAGGGCCUGGAAGACAAGGAGGAGGCCACGUACAUCCAGCAGAUCACCACAGCGGACGGACAGACGUUACAGUACAUAACAGGAGACAACCAGGUCCAGUAUGUCAUCUCGCAGGAUGGAGUCCAACACUUCCUACCCCAGGAGUACGUGGUGCUAGCAGACGGGAACCACAUCCAGAUGUCAGAUGGCCAGAUCAUCCAAUAUGAGAAUGAUGGGGCCUUCCUACAGGAGCAUCAGAUUUCCCUGAGUCAUGACAGCCAGAUCCAGUAUCUUCCCGUCAGUUCAGAACAACAGAUAGUCAGACCUGAAGACUUGGAGGUUGCUGAACACUCUGCUGUCACCGUCAUAGCAGAUGCCGCCACGCAGCAGACACAGACCGUCUACACUGAGGCCACACAAGAACAGCUGGAGCUGCUACAACAGCAGGGCAUCCAGUAUGAUGUCGUCACGUUCACCGACGAGCAGAGAUGACAUCAUCACCUUCAGACACUAAUGUUGGAUGUGAUGCCACUGCUUUAAAGGACAGAGAGACGGGCCUGCAGUGCAGGACCCAGUGUGAUGGAACCAUAUGAGCUGACAGUGGGGCCAGUGACAUACAUUGUUUAUUUUAUUUUAUUGAUUUAACCUUUUAACUAGGCAAGUCGGUUAAGAACAAAUUCUUAUUUACGAUGUUGACCUAGGAACAGUGGGUUAACUGCUCCCCCCCCCCGUCAGCUCUUGGAUUCGAUCUAGCAACCUUUCGGUUACUGGCCCAACGCUCUAACAACUAGGCUACCUGCCGCCACCCCCCUAGUAGCCAUGGUUUAGGAAGAUCAGCCAAAGCAAGGCUCUGCACCCAAGCUACAAAUCAUCUUGUAUCCCAAACUACUACAUUACAUGAUCAGGAGUAGCAAUUCUGGGCAGCGCCUUGCUCAAGCUGAUCCCCCCCCCGAACACGGUGCUCUACUCUGAUAUGGCCACCCCUUCGAAUUAGUGGGUUCGGCUAUUUCAGCCACACCCGUUGCUGACAGGUGUAUAAAAUUGAGCACACCUCCAUGCAAUCUCCAUAGACAAACAUUGGCAGUAGAAUGGCCUUACUAAAGAGCUCAGCGACGUUCAACGUGGCACCAUCACAGGAUGCCACCUUUCCAACAAGUCAGCUCAUCAAAUUUCUGCCCUGCUGGAGCUGCCCCAGUCAACUGUAAGUGGUGUUAUUGUGAAGUGGAAAUGUCUAGGAGCAACAACGGCUAAGCUGCGAAGUGGUAGGCUACUUAAGCUCACAGAACGGGACCGCCGAGUUCUGAAGGGUGUAAAAGUCAUCUGUCCUCAGUUGCAACACUCACUACCGAGUUCCAAACUGUCUCUGGAAGCAACGUCAGCACAAGAACUGUUCUUUGGGAGCUUCAUGAAAUGGGUUUUCAUGGCUGUGCAGCCGCACACAAGCCUAAGAUCCAGCGUCAGCUGGAGUGGUGUAAAACUUGCGCUGCAGCAUACAAUUACAUUCUAGAUGAUUCUGUUCUUCCAACUUUGUGAAAAUUGUUUGGGGGAAGGCCCUUUCCUGUUUCAGCAUGACUGUGCCCAGAGCGAGGUCAAUACAGAAAUGGUUUGGGGAGAGAGACCCAUGAUUUUUGGAAUGAGAUGUUUGACUAGCAGGUGUCCACAUACUUUUUUGUCAUGUGGUGUAUCUUCAGAUAUGAGUUGAUAGGAACCGUAGUAGGGAGGAUUUAAGUGGCUGCUAGCUAUCUCAUCUUUUCAGUGUUCAAAUAGAUGAACUCUCACUGUUAAAUACAUACCGGUAUACAAAAAGCUUCUGUAAAUUCUAAAAUGUUGCAAAUUCUAAGUUGAUCAUAGGGGCUGCUGUACAUUUUAAGGAACAAAGUUACACGAGAGGUUGGUUGGUCUAGGGUGAGUCCCAAAUGACACCCUAUUCCCCACAUAGGGCACUACUUUUGACCAGAGCCCUGGUCAAAAGUAGUGCCCUGAAUCAGUUAUUGGUUGCCAUUUGGUACGUAACCCCACUCUGUAAUUAUUUAAAUGAUCUUUCUGCGUGUGCCUCAAUACCUGCUUUGACUUGCAAGACGAAGAAGAAGAAGAGGGAAUUAAAUGGCUGAUUAUAUUUAAGCAAUAAGGCCCGAGGAGGUGUGGUAUUAUGGCCAAUAUACAAAGGCUAAGGACUGUUCUUAGGCACGACACAACACGCUAAGCCGUGGUAUAUUGGCUAUAUAUCACAAACUCCCGAGGUGCAUUAUUGCUAACAUAAAUUGGUUACCAAUAUAAUUAGAGCACAAAAAAUACAUGUUUUGUCAUAAGAGUGGUAUACGGUCUGAAAUACCACGGCUGUCAGCCAAUCAGAAUUCAGGGGGCUUGACCCACCCAGUUUAUAAUUCAGAAUAGAGCACAGCAUCCAAUCGAUGCCUAUGGAGGAUCGGAUGACUGACUGUGUGACUACAGGAUUGAUUGCGAUUCGUGGAUAAAGAGUGAUCAAGGAUAUGCUUGAAUGAAAAUGUCUGAAUAACUAAAAGCUGAUACCAAAUAAAUCACUGAUAUAUUGUCUAAGAUCUUUCACUUCUCAUUUUGUGAUUUAGUUUUUUUAUGUUUUUAUUUUGGUCCAGAUCAUUUGUUUUUCUAUGACCAAAACAGAGGUAUUGUGAUACUACUUGGACCCAUGAUGGCCGAGCUGGUACCGUGACAACCUGUCAUCUUCAUACUCUAAGCCGAUAAUGAGCGUGUCCUAAAACCUGUAAAAAUCACAUUUUAUUUGUCACAUACACAUGGUUAGCAAAUAUUAAAGCGAGUGUAGCGAAAUGCUUGUAAUUGCAAGUUAGAGAGAUCCUCUCCCCCAAAUGAAGGAAGUUAAUCACAAGGCUGAUGUCAGAACAGUGCAGUCAAACCGCUAUCAACUUGGGGGGGUGAGUAAGAUGUAUGGGGACAGCUGCCCAGCCUCUGUGAGUAUCUCACUGAGGAUGAAAAUGACUAUCUUUCUCUUGCUUCUUCUAUUAGAUGACCCUGAGAUAGAAGCACAACAGUGGACGGAGGUGAAUGGACGAGUAUACGGACACGUUCUGCUGAGAUUUAUCUUUCCUCCCUUCUACAAUGGUUAUGAGAAGUUAUGUUCUAAACUAUAUCCUGGGCCAUUUCCUGUUGUGAAUACCAGAGGAUAUGUCAACAACUUGUACAAGGGACGAAUAUCGAGAACGGAAUACAACGGUGAGAUGUACGUUAUAUGAUAUGGAAUUUAAAACCUGUGGACGCUGGCGACUACAGGUGUGUUGUCAGCAGUGUGAAUCAUAUCUACUCUGACUUUCACCUCCAGAUUGGUAAGAACCCUCGUAGAUAAAUCAAACCAUCUUUUUAAAAUGAAGUAAAGAAUAUUUUUGUUCUAUUCUAGGAACUGAUAUUAGAAACUGGAAUGCAUACUGUAGGUAAACCAAUGUGUUAAGGCCAAGGAAAUCUGUAAGCAUGUACAGUAGGAGGAAGAUUACGUUUAUUUAACCAUUAUUUAACUAGGCAAGUCAGUUAAGAACAAAUUCUUAUUUACAAUGACGGCCUACACUAAGUCAACUUGUAAAAUAACAGAUCGCUGUUGAAAUGAGUGCUUAUUAAAUUCGGUUUCUGUUUAGAUAGUGGUCGACGUAGCGGUCCUGCACCCCCUCGCCCUCGUGUCAGAUCAACCAUCAGACCCUCCAUCUCCUCAUCAUCAUCAGACACCUCUGUGCCUUUUUUCCCCAGUAUUUCCCGGAGUGUUAGUAUACCACUGGCUGCAGGUCUCUGCAUCUCCAUGGGGAUCGUUAUCUGUUCAAUCAUAGUUGCUGUGGUUCAUCGCAAAGUCAGGGCAAAAAAGAAAUGUGGAGCAACUUCCAGUGACUCAGCAGCCCACGUCCUCUCACACGUCCCUCAAAAGGAGAGCAGUAUUGUCUACGCCACAGUGGACUUCAAACCUCAGGAGAACCAUACCACUGAGCUGUAUGCUAACCUACAGACACUCAGCAGCCCCAGAGGUCAUGACCCUGACACACACAGAGAGCCUGCUGGGACGGUGGUGUACUCCACGCUGGCUAGCAACCAACGCUGAACCGGAUUGUUACGUAUCUGUAUCUUUCUUAGCCUGGUGGUCACAGAUCUGUUUGUGCUGUCUUGAUAUGCUAUCAUGACCAGGCUAUCUGUAUAAUCCUUAGUUGCUACAUUUUUUUAUUUUUUAUUAAUGAUAUAUACUUAUAAAUGCCUCAUGAGCUUAGUUCAUCUGUCGUACCCCCAUCAGAACCCAAAAUAUAAGCUUGUUUUACUCCAAUGUUUGUAAACAAAGUAAAUGUAAUCAAACACAUUAUACCCUCAACACAUGGUUAAAACUAUAGUGUUGAUAUAUAGUGUUGUAUAUAGACUUGUUUAUACUGUAUUAUUGACUGUAUGUUUGUUUUCCUCCAUGUGUAACUCUGUGUCGUUGUAUCUGUCGAACUGCUUUGCUUUAUCUUGGCCAGGUCGCAAUUGUAAAUGAGAACUUGUUCUCAACUUGCCUACCUGGUUAAAUAAAGGUUAAAUAAAUAAAUAAAUAUCAUGGAUGGUCAGUUCUUUUAUCCAUAGCUCUGUCUAGGAUAGAGAGACGCCCAUCCUUCCGCUUCUUACCAAAACAGCGGCGUGGUGCCACUUUGGUUUCUAGCUUUAAGAUGAUUGAUUUGUCUAUAUUCUUUUGACUUAAGAACUAUACAAAUAAAAUAACUCAACUACA